AUGGCCAAGAUGAGUCUGGACCCCGUGCAGGUGAUGAGCGGACAGGUGAAGGAGCUCAAAGUUUCCCCCUCGUCCAACGGGGACAGCGGAGGAUCGUGGGAGGAGAAGGAGGUGACAGGGAGACGAGCCCGGAAGGUGGAGGGAGGCGUGUUUUUUCCAAAGCCGGAGAACGCGGUGACCGUCGCGGUUUCCACCCGCGUCUUGUUUCGGACCGAGCGGGAGCAGAAGGUGUUUGAGCAGAACGGGGUGGAGGAGUACCUGAGAUACCAAAUCGAACACGAGAACGAACCCUUCGCCCCCGGACCCGCCUUCCCCUUCGUCAAGGCUCUGGAGGCGGUGAACGCUCGUCUGCGGGAGCUGUACCCGCAGAGCGAGGAGCUGUUCGACAUCGUUUUGGUGACGUAUAACCACGCCCACGUGGGGAUCCGGCUCAUCAACACCAUCAACCAUCACAACUUGUUCAUCGAGAGGUUUUGUAUGACGGGGGGAAGCAGUCCUAUUGGCUACCUGAAGGCCUGGCAAACCAACCUCUACCUGUCUGCCGACGCCGAUAAGGUCAGGGAGGCGCUGGCUGAAGGCAUCGCGGCGGCCACCAUGUUCGUGACAGAGAAGCUGACGGAGGUGUCGGAGUCCCAGCUGAGGGUGGCGUUCGAUGGCGACGCCGUCCUCUUCUCCGACGAAUCGGAGCGCAUCUUCAAGGCGCACGGGCUGGACAAGUUCUUCGAACACGAGAGGGACAACGAGGACACGCUGCUGGAUCAUGGUCCCCUGAAGGGCUUCCUGGAGGCACUGGGGAAGCUCCAGAAGAAGUUUUACGCCAAAGGCCAGCGCCUGAACUGUCCCAUCCGAACAUACCUGGUCACCGCUCGCAGCGCGGCCAGCUCCGGGAUCCGGGCGCUGAAGACACUCAGGGCCUGGGGAUUGGAGAUCGACGAGGCCUUGUUCCUGGCGGGGGCACCCAAGGGCCCCAUGCUGGAGAAGAUCAGGCCUCACAUCUACUUUGAUGAUCAGAUGUUUCACGUGGAGGGCGCGGCUGAGAUGGGCACCGUCGCCGCCCACGUGCCCUACGGCAUUGCACAGAAACAUAACCAGAAACGGAACGAAACUUCGAACGCCGACCGUAGAACAUCCACAGCGAGAAGGUCGAAAUUACUCGGCGCUCGCCUCCUUAAACACACGGUCCGCCGCUGCUGUCCCGAGGAAGAGGAACCAGCCAGCCAGCAGCAGCUCCGCUCCGCCACCGCUGCCUCUCGCCCGCUGCUGCGUAACGAGCAGCAGCAGCAGCACCGGGAGAAGCACACGGAGAGCCCGCACCGCCGUGCAUCAGUAGCGCCGGGGAGCACGAGCACAUCACCCGCUGCGCCGGUCCACCACCGGCCCGUCCUGCGCACCGGACCCCCACCACACAUCCCCCCUCCUCCAUCCCCCGGACACCACCUCGGCUUCAUCGGGUAA
Messenger RNA from Cyclopterus lumpus (lumpfish), 1455 nucleotides. Its product is annotated as cytosolic 5'-nucleotidase 1A-like. The record is from RefSeq and is a predicted model, not a curated record. Bases 1 to 1455 code for a protein of 484 amino acids. Lineage: Eukaryota; Metazoa; Chordata; Actinopteri; Perciformes; Cyclopteridae. Gene Ontology annotation, cellular component: cytoplasm; cytosol. Gene Ontology annotation, biological process: nucleotide metabolic process; adenosine metabolic process. The transcript has 10 exons. Gene Ontology annotation, molecular function: magnesium ion binding; nucleotide binding; 5'-nucleotidase activity.